Echinostoma caproni is the source of this 609-nucleotide messenger RNA. The record is from the annotation of a GenBank genome assembly. NCBI's taxonomy places the organism in Eukaryota, Metazoa, Platyhelminthes, Trematoda, Plagiorchiida, Echinostomatidae.
AUGUAUGUGCCUGUAUUGAUCCUCCCUUUGAACAGUUUGGACGUUGAUGUGAUCCUAGUGCCUCGGAUCAUUAACAAAGAACUGUUAUCCGUCGGGCGUCGUGUCGAAGACGCGGUCAAAUUGACCUGUACCGCGCUGGCUAACGGUCCACCGGAAAUGCAAUUCGAGUUUAGUCAGAGCAGCGGUGGUGAUUGGCGACCGAUCGAACCGCGUUACAAAUUAAGCGUACAACGACUGCCGCCUGAUCCACGUAAUCCAUUUCUGCAGCGACUGGUUCUGGAAAUCUCCGAUCUGCGUCGCACGGAUCACGGUUUGUAUCGAUGCAGCGUAUGGAAUCAAGCUGGACGCGUUCAAGCUAUCGGUCAUGUGCUCGUCCACUCGGAGCCGGAGAUCGAAGUGGUCCCACACCAGACCAACUACUACGUGAGCCACAAGCCGUGGCGCGCUUCGUGUCAUGUGACUGGUUAUCCCCUGUUCGCGACCGGUGGGACAACCGAACCGAUCACCAUGCAACCGAAUCAAAUCGGUCUGAACGAACCAACUGAACGAGGAGGUGACAUGGUAGCGGACGAAACCCAAGGGAAUCGUGGUAAGAACACGAAAUGGUAG